GGCUGCAUUUGACAAUCUGCUGUUAAAUGACUGUGGGUGUAAAAUGUGAUGCUGCUUUUUGUAAUUCGUUCCAAUUGCCAGAAAUUGCAUUCUUUGCGCCUGUGAAAUGUACUCAUUGCAGUGGGCUAACAGAAGUCGAAGUUCCUGUAUAAAGACUUUUGCAAUUUACCCAACACACCACAACUUCCUGAUACACUGAAUUGCUAAAUGUGCUAAAGUUAUGUGGAGACAAUGAAGAAAGCAAGCCCUGAUGUCCCACCCUCAGGAUGGGUUCCAGGUUGUGAAGCAGUGUGGCGGGCUCCCACAUUACUGACUAGUGUCCGGCAUAACACCAGCAGAAGAUUCAGCACUACCUCCGAUAGUGGAGACACUGGAAUAGGCACUUCAAGUUCAGACAGCGUAGAAGACCACUCAAGCUCAAGUGGCAUCUCAUCCUUCAAACCAAACAGACCUCAGAUUACCAUCCCCACAGCCCAUGUCAUGCCUUCCACCUCCAACUCUUCAUCAACUAGACCAAGACAUCAGGACAAAGUUGCGUGUGCUAAAUGUAAUAUAUCCCUGACACUGCCUGGCAAGCCAAAAAACUUUUUUGCACCCAAAGCUUCUUUAGACAUGAAGGACCCCAGACCCAUCAGGAAAUGGUCAUCACUCUCCAAACUCAUUGGUGCAGGGGAGUGUAACCCUGAGUGUGGGGCUACUGGGAAUGUGGAUUCUGUAAACAGUAUGGCAGAUCUAUCCAACUGCAAUGUGGAGCCAUGUACUUAUGGAGUAAAUGAACUGGAUAAUUUUACGUAUCGCAAUAUGGAUCAUUUGAGAACUGAAGACACUAAGAGUUGGGGUACGUGUACCAAAGAACCCACCCAGAACCAGUCUUCAAUUUCCAUUGGGCAAUACAGAUUUGAGAAUUUUUAUAAAGGUGCUGGGGACUCUUCUUUUCCAACUACCACAGCCAGCAAAAACCACUUAGAUUUAACGUUCAGUGCCUUACGUGCCACCAAGCCAACCUCAGAUGACUGGGAGGCUUCUGGACAAAGACACAGUUUUAUGCCGAUAAAACACCAACCUGUUUGUGGGGCUACAGCACCAUCAUCCCUGAGGACACAGUUGUGGCUUAGUGACCAGAUGCAAACUAAUUCUCUUGACUUCAGACCUGCUGAAGAAUCUUGUGAUUGUCAACACAAACACCAGCUGGAACAGCUGAGACAGGAAACUGACCCAAUACAGAUGCUCAAUAAGUCACCAUUGCAGGUUUCAAUGGUCUACCCGACUCGGUUAAACCAGGAUGCAAGUGAGAAGGAUUCACAGCUGAAAAUAAAAGAGCAUUUACUAAGAAAAAAGGAUAUUGUCAUUGAAAGCCAGGAGCAGCAGAUUUUUCAACUUCAGCAAAAAAUACAAGAAAAUGAACUCGGAGCACACAAAGCACUUUUGGAACGGUGUGAUCCUGCAUUCACAAUGAAAACACAGUGGCAUGAAUCCCCAUGUGAGAACAUGAGACAUGCACACCUUACAGAAACAUCCAAAGUGGCUGACUCUGGAAAGAAAGACCUGGAACAAAAGUUGUCUGCAGCUGAGCUUGAGAUUGUACAACUCAAUGAAUCCCUCAGGAAAAACACACGAAAAUACAUGGAAGACAUAAAGAAAAUGGAGGAGAAGAUGAAAGCACGGGAGAAAUAUAUCAACAGUCUGAAAAAGAAGCUACAGAAAGAAUCUGAGCAAAGCCACGAGCGGCAACAGAGGAUAGAAACCUUGGAGAAGUACCUCGCUGACCUACCGACCUUGGAUGAUUUUCAGAGCCAGAGUCAGCAGCUUACAAUACUGAAAGAAAAAAAUGAGAAAUUUCAGGACACGUUCAAAGAUUUGGAGAAAAAGCUUGGUGAGAAUCGAAUCCUAUGCAGAGAGAAGGAGUUACUUCUGGAGAGUCAGAAAAAAAGAGAAAAGGAGUUAGUUGCCACUGUACAAAGUUUGCAGCAAAAAGUAGAGAAGUGCCUAGAAGAUGGAGCUCGGCUUCCCAUGCUGGACAUGAAGCAACUUCAGUGUGAGAACGACUACCUCAGGAAAAAGUGUGAACAUGCCAGCAAGGUCAUUGAUGAUCAAGAACAGCAAAUAGAAAAAUGUAACCUGGAGAAACAGGCUUUAGAGGAAAGGUUGACACAAGAAAAGUCUGCCUCUCAGACCUUCCGGAAGGAACUUGGAGAGACACAGAGGAAUCUGCAGCUAUUGAAGGAACUGAUGGAAGACUUUUCAUCAAAGAACCAAAGGGUGUCAGAAAAUUCAACCUUUGACGAACAACCGCAGGAAACAGAAGAGCCCAAGCAAUGCUUAACAGAAGAAACAUCAGCUAUCCAAAAGCUACUGAAAGAAAUGUCCCACUGUCUGCGUGACCUGCGCACACUAUGCAAUAUUCUUACUCAGAGGGCGCAGGGCAAGGAGCCAAACCUUUCUCUGUUACUUGGAAUACAAUCUCUGCACUGUUCAGGUGAUGAAGGAGAGAAUUACCAUAGUGGAGAAAUACUUUCAAAGAAGAUAACUGAUGUCUGUCAACUAAGGAAAGAUAUUGAUGAAUUAAGGACCAUAAUAUCAGAUCGAUAUGCUCAGGAUAUGGGUGACAACUGUAUUACUCAGUGACAAUCUGUUUGUCUUGGGGCAAUAAGGGCAUUGACUGUAACGUUGCUUUAUUACAGUCCUGUGCUCUUCUAUUAAAGAGCCAUGAAGCAAAAUUGCAGCUAAUAGCUGAAAGAAUGAGCCAUGAAUGAAGGUUUGUUGUUUUAUUGAAAGAUGUUGUUGUAGAAUAAUAUGGAAUGUAUGAAAAUUUGCUCCCAAUAAGUUUUUGUUGUUUAUUUAAAACUACUGAAGGUAGAAUCAACCUGCAACAAAUAUGAUUUAAAUUAAAGCUAUUUUCUUUGUUAGAAGGGUAUUUUAUUUUCUAAUUUGAAUCAGGCUGGAUUUAAUAGAGUUGAAGGGGGUCUCGCCCACUGCCUGGAGAGCCGGCAGGCAGGAGCCCCGCAUCGUCUCCUUUGGGGAAGGCCCACCAAAUUAAGUACUACUCAGGUACUGGACAGUAGCGGGCCUUCCCAAGAAUCAAGGAACUGGGGGUGGAACUCCCAUCCACCAAGAGCUGCCAGCCAAUCAGAGGCUGGCAGCACUAUUGAACGGCAGGCCAUCAGGGAGGCAGUGGCUGCUGCCAUCCGAGGCCUAAUAUUGUUGCUGGAUCCCAGGUCACAGGUGAGUGACGGCAGGGUAGAUGUCACAGGGCGGGGGAUCAUGAGGAAGGGGGCUAGCAGCAAGGGCAGUGGGCCUCUCUGCCCAAUGCUGCGUCCUUCAAUCAGGCACUGAGUGCUUUUCAUUGAAGAACCACCCCCUGGGAGCCACAAGCAAACCCGCACGGAUUUGUUUGUCAUAAUCCUCGCAUGGUGAGCUCUCUGCCUGUCGCAGGGUUAAUACCAACAGUGGUGGAGUAAGGCCCUUAAGUGGGUUUUAAUUGCCCACUUAAGGGCCUCAGUUGGUGACAGAUGGAAGGCCGUCCACUGGCCUUCCCACCAUGGACUUAAUCAGGGUGGAGGUGGGAAGGCGGCAGGGUCCCCACCCACCACCCUCCCACUUGGUUAAAUGCCACACACUGCCACCAAACUCGUCGCAGUGGAGGGCAUUAAAUUCUGACUCAGGUGACAAUACUGAAUAAAUUUGCAUUGAUUAUAAAAUAUGUUCAGAUUAAUAUUUUUAACUCUGAACUUAAAUUUCAGGAUCUUAUUUGGCAAACAUGCAAUGUGGUGUGAAACUAACUGUACUGACCUGGAAGGGUAGUGACCUAAUGCCCAGUUUUAUUGAAUUAGCUAUCAGUCAGGUUGGAGAUAGAGGCUUUACAAUUUACCUCAGUGUCCCUAAGCUAAUAAGAGCAAAAUUAAUCAAGGUUCCUGCUCCUUAUAGUUAUCCAGUUGGAAAGUGCUUACAUUCGGAUAGUAGGCUUGGCUGUAAUGUUCUCCUCUAUUCCACCAUAGGUGAAUAACUGAUAAUAUUCACUAUCAAGAUUUAUAUGUAAAGAAUACUCAAUUAGGAGAGAUACCAGAGGUUAGCAGAUAGCUGUAGAAACACCACCUUCCUGACAGGAGAGUUAAAAAAUGGAAAAAUUGUCUGACAAGAAAGUGAAACAUUUCAUGUCCAUUUGAAUAACUCUUAAUUUGCCCCAUUCAGAUGGAUGUGGACUGUGAAAAGAAAUAACAUUGCUGGUCAUUACUGAUAAAAUGCAACUUAAAGUAUUCUACGAAAGCAGCAAUUAUUAUUUUGAGUUCCAAUACACAAGUGUAAAUGUAGAUUCACUGGAUCAUACUCAAAC
Molecule: messenger RNA, 4330 nt
Organism: Carcharodon carcharias (great white shark)
Lineage: Eukaryota; Metazoa; Chordata; Chondrichthyes; Lamniformes; Lamnidae
Gene: cep85l
Product: centrosomal protein 85, like
Exons: 13
Coding region: 232-2625 (797 amino acids)
Cellular component (GO): centrosome
Source: RefSeq, a predicted model, not a curated record